GGUGCCAGCAGCUGAGCCGGAGCCGGGGGAGGGGAAGAGGGCGGCCAAGGCUGAGCGCGUGCAAGGCUGGAGAAUGAGCCGGACUUGACCGCGAGGCGGAGGCAAGAGCCACCGCCCCCUCUUCCCCUCCCCAGAGUGAGGCGGCGGGGCGGCGGCCGGAGAGGGAUGGGGGGCACCCGCCCUGUUUAAGCCUCGCCGCGGGCGCCUCCGGCUCUCGCAGUACUGCUCGCGGGCCGCCAGUGCGCACCGUCGGCCACAUCAGCCUUCGCCUGUCGGGUGUACCCGGGCCGGCGAGGAACGGGCACCCGUCGGGGUGGGUGGGGCGGCAGGGUACCUGAGGUCAUCAGCUCCGCGGUAGAGGCAGGGGCGGCGGAGGCGGAACUGCGAAGCUGCAAGGUCCACCGACCUUUACCUUCGGCGGGAGCAGUAACCGAAAGAGCAAAAUCAAAAGACAUCACCUUGGAUGUAUCCCCAAACCCCCAACUUUAGCCAGAAUUGCCAAAGCAGCCAGGGGAUCAACAGGGAACUCUCCUAGCAUUGGAUCUAUCAUUCUCAAAUUACACUGGCAACUUUGAUCCCUCAUAGUAAAAAGCAGCUCACAUACUGUUUCAUAUUAUGAGCUGCCCAGGCAUCAAACAAUGUGAAAGAUGUUGCAGAAGUGUUCCAGAAGUGGCUGAAGAUAGAAGGAAAAAAGUGCCACUGCCUAUCAGAAAAAACAAAACAAAACAAAACAUGGGAAAUACAACUACCAAAUUUCGUAAAGCACUCAUCAAUGGUGAUGAAAACUUGGCCUGCCAAAUAUAUGAAAACAAUCCUCAGCUAAAAGAAUCCCUUGAUCCAAAUACAUCUUAUGGGGAACCCUACCAGCACAAUACUCCAUUGCAUUAUGCUGCUAGACAUGGAAUGAAUAAAAUAUUAGGGACUUUUCUUGGUAGAGAUGGAAAUCCAAAUAAACGGAAUGUGCACAAUGAAACAUCUAUGCAUUUGUUGUGUAUGGGACCUCAAAUUAUGAUAUCCGAAGGAGCCCUUCAUCCUCGCUUGGCACGCCCCACAGAAGACGAUUUCAGAAGAGCAGAUUGUCUGCAGAUGAUCUUAAGAUGGAAAGGAGCAAAACUUGACCAGGGUGAAUAUGAGAGGGCAGCUAUUGAUGCUGUUGAUAACAAAAAAAACACACCCUUGCACUAUGCUGCUGCCUCAGGGAUGAAAGCCUGUGUAGAGCUUUUAGUAAAACACGGAGGAGACUUGUUUGCCGAGAAUGAAAAUAAAGAUACUCCUUGUGAUUGUGCUGAAAAGCAACACCACAAAGAUUUGGCCCUCAAUUUGGAAUCUCAAAUGGUAUUCUCACGGGAUCCUGAGGCUGAAGAAAUAGAAGCUGAAUAUGCUGCAUUAGACAAACGAGAGUAUUUUAAAUAUCCUGUCAUCUCCAUAGCCAUGAAGUAUGAAAAUACAUCUAGGCUAGCCACCAUGACUCAUGCCUGUGGUUCCAGUGCUUUGGGAGGCCAAGGCACGAGAGUUCCGAGACCAGCCUGUAUUUUGUACAGAGAACCGCUGCACCGGGGCGCCAGCAAAGCAGCCGCACUGGCCAAAACAGCCGCACUGGCCAAAACAGCCGCGCUGGCGACCUACUGGGACAGGGAGAAAUUACUUGAAGCUUGGAUGUCCAACCCAGAGAACUGCUGCCAACGAUCAGGUGUUCAAAUGCCAACUCCACCACCAAGUGGGUAUAAUGCCUGGGACACACUCCCAUCUCCAAGAACUCCAAGGACUACACGCUCUUCUGUCACUUCCCCAGAUGAAAUCAGCUUAUCUCCUGGGGAUUUAGAUACCAGUUUGUGUGACAUUUGUAUGUGCAGUAUCUCUGUAUUUGAAGACCCCGUGGAUAUGCCCUGUGGACAUGACUUUUGUAGAGGAUGUUGGGAGUCGUUUUUGAAUCUGAAAAUUCAAGAAGGUGAAGCUCACAACAUUUUUUGCCCUGCAUAUGAUUGCUUCCAACUUGUGCCUGUGGAUAUCAUAGAAAGUGUAGUUUCAAAGGAGAUGGACAAACGAUACCUACAGUUUGAUAUUAAGGCCUUUGUUGAAAAUAAUCCUGCCAUUAAAUGGUGUCCUACUCCAGGCUGUGACAGAGCAGUCAGACUAACAAAACAAGGGUCAAAUACAUCUGGAUCUGAUACACUCAGCUUCCCAUUGCUGAGAGCUCCUGCUGUUGAUUGUGGAAAAGGACAUCUCUUCUGUUGGGAGUGCCUUGGUGAAGCACAUGAGCCUUGUGACUGCCAAACAUGGAAGAAUUGGCUGCAAAAAAUAACCGAAAUGAAACCAGAAGAACUUGUGGGAGUUAGUGAAGCCUACGAGGAUGCCGCCAAUUGUCUCUGGUUAUUAACUAACUCCAAGCCUUGUGCCAACUGUAAGUCUCCAAUACAGAAGAAUGAAGGCUGCAAUCACAUGCAGUGUGCUAAGUGCAAGUAUGACUUUUGCUGGAUUUGCCUAGAAGAGUGGAAAAAACAUAGUUCUUCCACUGGAGGUUAUUACAGAUGUACUCGCUAUGAAGUCAUUCAGCAUGUGGAGGAGCAAUCCAAGGAAAUGACUGUGGAGGCUGAGAAAAAACACAAACGAUUUCAGGAACUUGACAGAUUUAUGCACUAUUAUACAAGAUUUAAAAAUCAUGAGCAUAGUUAUCAGUUAGAACAACGCCUUCUUAAAACAGCCAAAGAAAAGAUGGAACAAUUGAGUAGAGCUCUCAAAGAAACUGAAGGAGGCUGUCCAGAUACCACUUUCAUUGAAGAUGCAGUUCAUGUGCUCUUAAAAACUCGGCGUAUUCUCAAGUGUUCUUAUCCAUACGGAUUUUUCUUGGAACCUAAAAGCACAAAGAAAGAAAUUUUCGAACUAAUGCAAACAGACCUAGAAAUGGUCACUGAAGACCUUGCCCAGAAAGUCAAUAGGCCUUACCUUCGCACACCCCGCCACAAGAUCAUCAAAGCAGCAUGCCUUGUUCAGCAGAAGAGGCAAGAAUUCCUGGCAUCUGUGGCUCGGGGAGUAGCUCCUGCAGACUCACCAGAAGCUCCAAGACGCAGCUUUGCUGGUGGAACAUGGGAUUGGGAAUAUUUAGGAUUUGCAUCACCAGAGGAAUAUGCUGAAUUUCAGUAUCGGAGGAGGCACAGACAACGUCGUCGAGGAGACGUGCACAGUCUGCUCAGUAAUCCUCCAGAGCCUGAUGAGCCAAGUGAAAGCACUUUAGAUAUUCCAGAAGGCGGCAGCAGCAGCCGCAGACCUGGCACAUCCGUGGUAAGUUCUACAUCUAUGAGUGUACUGCACAGCUCUUCCCUGCGUGACUACACCCCUGCCAGUCGCUCUGAAAACCAGGACUCUCUUCAGGCUCUGAGUUCCUUGGAUGAAGAUGAUCCCAAUAUACUUCUUGCAAUACAGUUAUCACUGCAAGAGUCUGGGCUGGCCAUCGAUGAAGAAACUAGAGACUUCCUCAGUAAUGAAGCAUCCUUAGGUGCGAUAGGCACUUCUUUACCUUCCAGGCUGGACUCUGUCCCCAGAAAUACAGAUAGCCCUCGGGCUGCAUUGAGCAGCUCUGAGCUUUUGGAACUUGGUGACAGCCUCAUGAGACUAGGAGCAGAGAGUGACCCAUUUUCAACUGACACCCUCAGUUCACACCCUCUCAGUGAGGCAAGAAGUGAUUUCUGUCCCUCAUCCAGUGACCCUGAUUCAGCUGAUCAAGACCCCAACAUCAAUGACAAUCUUCUUGGCAACAUCAUGGCUUGGUUUCAUGACAUGAACCCUCAGAGUAUUGCCCUGAUUCCUCCAGCAACUACAGAAAUUAGUGCAGAUUCCCAGCUCCCCUGUAUCAAAGAUGGGUCAGAAGGUGUGAAGGAUGUGGAACUGGUGCUGCCGGAAGAUUCAGUGUUUGAAGAUGCCAGUGUCAGGGAAGGUAGAGGAACCCAGAUGGAAGAAAAUCGUUUGGAAGAAAAUAUUCUGACUGAGGAAGCAGCAUCUCAAGCUGAUGACAGUGGUAAUGAGGUGGCCAACAGAGUAGAUGGUUCAGAUGUUUCAAGUCAAACACCUCAAACCUCAAGUGACUGGCUUGAACAAGUACAUUUAGUGUGAACUGCACACAUCUGGGCUCUAAAUGAAUUACAGUUAUAGAUGGUAUGCUAGGUGGAGUAUGCUUGAUAGGGACCUUGAUUCACUUAAUUCCAACUCAGUGAUAAACCACCACCAUUAGGGUUGAAUACAAAGGAGUUCCCUUGAAUGGUAGCUUCAUUUUUUAUUUUAACCUUACAGGGAAUUUCCUUUGUACUUAAUUGAAUAGCUUUUCCCCUUUCUGCUGACAAAAAGAAGAGCAAGAGAAAGAGAAAUAAAAAUGAAAUAAAUAGAUUGUAUUCCACAUUUUAAGAAAAUGCAGUCCUCUAUUUAGCCUAGGGUUGACAAUACUUAAAUUGAACAUUUAAACUAAAGGCUUACUCCCUAAUCUUUGGGUGGCUUUCCUUUAAAAACAAAAAAAAAGUUUUCUUCAUUCUAGAAAUUCAUUUUGGAUAGAUCCGAUAACAUGUAUGUUCUCAAUCUCUUUGUGCUCUUCUGUAACUUCCUUUCUUCCUUUUUGUCUAAGCAAUGUGAAUUGAAGUCUCUUUAGUACCACAUCUACCACAGUGUAAUUAGUUUUAAUUUUCACAUGAAGCAAAGAUUUCCUUUCAUGUCUAUUUACAGUCCAAUUGUGCCAAACUCUGACUUGUGUGCUGACUAACAAGGCAUUUAGGUGUGCAGCAUCCUAGAGUGCUCCAGGGCAGUGUCAGCGUUCUUGGGAGUCAAAGGUGCCACUCAGUAGCAAUGAUAGUCCAGAAUUACAUGGGUUUUUGUUGCCGUGGAGACUGCAUUUAUAUAAAUGUAGCCUGUAGCUUAAGUUAACUAAACCUAAUGCUGCUGUUAAAAAGUUUAUUUUAAUAUUAAAAUACAGUUGAUUAGCAACAGCGGUGCUGUAUUUUAAGAGACACUUUAUUGGAAGUGCAAUCAUAGUUAUUUGUUUUCACAAUUUUACAGUGCAUUCUAAUUACUAAUGGGUGCAAUUACUUUUAAUGGUAGGUGUUUUAUAAAAUAGAAAAAAAAGUGGAGUUUUCAUGAGUUAUAGUAAAUCCCACGAUUAUUAAGAAAUUCAGUAAAACAUCCUGCGCAACAUGUUACCGUGCCUUUGCCUAACCUAAAUGGAUAGUUGCCAGUUAAAUAAGUGAGUAAUUCAAAUUUCAAUGUCUCUUCUGAAGUAACUAUGCUAUGAAUUGCAAAGACCUCCAUAAAACCACCCAUGGCCUUGCUUUUACAGUAACAACUAAAUGUUCAGUUUGUUUGCCUAACUAGCAAAUGCUGACAUGUGUUUGUUCUAUUGCACAAUACUCACUUGCUGUGUGAUUACUGUUUAGUGUUGAAAAAAAUCAACUUCCUAGUUAUCAGUGUCUACUGUGAAGAAAAUACUGGUCUUAGUUAUAAUUAAGAUACAAUGGUACAGUGUGUAAUUAAAACUAGAGUAAACUGUUGGAAUGGCUGUUUUACUUACAUAUUAUCAAAACUAGCGUAACAUAAGCAGAAUAGGUAAGUGCAACACUCCAUUUAGUGUUUUGCCAAAUUGUUGCCAGAAAUCUACAGAUACCAAAAUUUCAGUUCUGAGUUUGUACAGGCAAGUCCUGGACUGGGUAAAAAGUUAUAUGAGUAUUAUUAUCCACAAGUGAUGUGAUUAUGGUUUUCGAUUACUUUUUUUCCAAACCCUGCUUUUGAAAUAUGCUUAUACUUAAAAUCAUAUUGCUAGGACACUAUAUUAGCAUAUUUAAUAUUCCCCAGAUCCUCUUAGGAUAAACUGUGGGAAUCCUCCUAUGCCAGGCCUAUCAAAGGUCCACAUUAGUUUUUAUUUCUCCAGUGAUCAGAAACAUUGAUAUCAAUACCUAUUAAAGUUAGUGGGGGGAAAUAUUAACUUUAUCUACAGUGUAUUACUGUAUAUUAAACUGAAAUAGUCCAUAAAGGAUUUUUUAUGAAUUUAUUUUGGAUUAAAAAUAUCAACACCAAUAAGUUUUUAGACCAAGUUGUAACUUUUCCAGUAUAGAGUCUUUGCAUCACAUUGAGGCAUCUUGCACAGCUGCAGUUAAGGUGAGAAAGAAUGCUCUGUGUGAAGAUAGCGUACAAAAUGGGUUCCGGUUUCCUUGCACCUUGUGCAGUAUCCUUUAUUUCUGUGCUGUUCUCUUCUGAGCAUGAAAAAUGAUGAUUAUCCAAUUUGUAUUUCCUUGGUACAUAUUUUAAAAACAACACAGUCAUUGACUUUACAAUUCAGUAAUGAAGUUUGGCAAAGCCUAUUUUGUAAACAAGUUAAUUUUAUAAUGUAAAAAAAAAAGUUAAUCUAACCUUGACUUGUUAUUUGCACUUUCAUAGUCUAUACUUGAUACAUUCCCACUUUAUAUACAGUAGGAUUCUACAAACGUGUAGAUGUUUGGCCAAAUGAAUGCUGUUAAUAAUAUGUAAAAUUCUUUGAUUAAACAUUUAUUACUUAAACUA
Cebus imitator (Panamanian white-faced capuchin) is the source of this 6531-nucleotide messenger RNA. It is a transcript of the gene ANKIB1, whose product is annotated as ankyrin repeat and IBR domain containing 1. The record is from RefSeq and is a predicted model, not a curated record. Gene Ontology annotation, biological process: positive regulation of proteasomal ubiquitin-dependent protein catabolic process; protein polyubiquitination; ubiquitin-dependent protein catabolic process. The coding region runs from base 616 to 4107 and encodes 1163 amino acids. Gene Ontology annotation, molecular function: ubiquitin conjugating enzyme binding; ubiquitin protein ligase activity; zinc ion binding. Gene Ontology annotation, cellular component: cytoplasm; ubiquitin ligase complex. The transcript has 22 exons. Lineage: Eukaryota; Metazoa; Chordata; Mammalia; Primates; Cebidae.